AUGAAGCAGUAUUACGUGCUCGCCUCCUCAUUCCUCCCCCUCCCUCCCCAUCCCACCCCACCUCUUUCCUCCCAUAUCCCACCCCUCCCAGGAGGACGGCUUCCGGCCUGGGCUGGUGGGAGGGCUGCUGGCGUGCGAGCGAGUGCUGGCGAUAGUGGCAGGGCGGUACUUCACACUCGCCAUCACGCAGCACGGCCGCCUCUUCACCUGGGGCAUCCCCCAGCAUCCAGCCCCCACCCGCCCGCCAUGUUCACGUCAACCACGCGGCGCCAGCCCGGCGGCGGGGGCAGGCACCGCGGGCUGUUGACUCUCAACUCGGCCUUCCACGCGUCCGUCCCCUCGGGCGCCUCGCCGCCGUGGCGCGUGCGGGACGGCAGCGAGGCGGGGUACCUGUACGGAUGGACGGGGCCCGCGCUCGGCGUACCCCAUGGCGUGGAAGCAGCCCGUUGCCCACGGCGGAAGCGCAGGGGCGGGGGCGGGGGGGGGGGGAAUAAUUCCGCGGACGAGUUCGCGCUGGCGAUGCGCGUGGGGGGCGUGCUGCAGCGCGUGGGGGUGUCGACGGUGGCGGCGAGCGGGCACACCCUGGCAGUGACUCCGGGGGGCGUGGUGCUGUCGUGGGGGCGCGACUGGGACGCGCGCACGCGCCACGCGGGGCUGCUGGGGCGCGCGGACUGCGCGUUCUGGCGGCCUGCGCCGGAAGACAGCUUCCGGCCGGGGCUGCUGGCCCAGGAGCGAGUGCUGGCGAUAGUGGCAGGGCGGUACUUCACACUCGCCAUCUCGCAGCACAGCCGCCUCUUCACCUGGGGCGCCAACCUCUACUCCGGCGACGCGCCCUGGCGCCACGAGCACGACUCUGGCUUUGAUAAUGAUGCUGAUGCUGCUGCUGACGAGUUCCCAGAGAAAGCACCCGCGGGCACGGCCGGGAGCAGCAGUGAGAGGGAGGCGUGGCGGGGAUUCGGGUUGACCCUAGAGCAACACAGAUCGUGGCUGGGAGUGGCGCUCGGGGUUCCCCUGGACCGCCCUGCUGCUGUGCGCGUGCCCCCGCAUCUGGGCUCCCAUCCUGCUGCUGGUGGUGGUGGAGGGGAGGAGGGGAGAGCGGUGGGGCCGGAGGUGCAGUCGGUGGCAGCGGCGCACCACACGACGUUUGCAGUGACGGCGGACUACAAGGCCGUGUCGUGGGGCGAGGCGGGGCCACUGCUGGGGCGAGUGUGGGGGGACGGCCAGGGGCAGGUGCCGGCGAAUCGGCCGGGGGUUGUGGGGAGUGGAGGGGGAGGAGGGGCGGCGGGAGGGGAGAGGGUGGUUGGGUUGGAUCGGCAGACGGUGGGAGCAGGUGUCGGCUGGGGAGGGCUUUGCUGUGGCGAGGCUGAGCCAUGGCGUGGUGUACUCGUGGUGAGUGGCGCAGUCGGCAACCGGGCAGUUGGCAGGGGAGCCGACCGCAGGGGAGAAGUCGGCCGGGACGUCGACUGA
This is a messenger RNA of Closterium sp. Naga37s-1, 1467 nucleotides long. NCBI's taxonomy places the organism in Eukaryota, Viridiplantae, Streptophyta, Zygnematophyceae, Desmidiales, Closteriaceae. The record is from the annotation of a GenBank genome assembly.